AUGACCGAAUCAACCGCCACGGGGCUCGGCUCCAUCGCCCUCAACGGCACGUCGCCCAAAAAGGUGGCCUACUUCUACGACUCCGACAUUGGCAACUAUGCCUACGUUACCGGCCAUCCGAUGAAGCCUCAUCGCAUCCGCCUCGCCCACAGCCUGAUCAUGCAGUACAACCUGUAUCAGAAGAUGGAGAUAUACCGCGCCAAACCUGCCACCCGCGGGGAGAUGACGCAGUUCCACACGGACGAUUACAUCGACUUUUUGCAAAAGGUGACGCCCGACAACAUGGACAGCUACAUGCGGGAGCAGGGCAAGUACAACGUCGGCGACGAUUGUCCCGUCUUUGACGGCCUAUUCGAGUUCUGCGGCAUCAGCGCCGGAGGCAGCAUGGAGGGUGCGGCGCGCCUGAACCGACAAAAGUGCGACAUUGCCGUCAAUUGGGCCGGCGGUCUGCACCACGCCAAGAAGUGCGAGGCUAGUGGCUUCUGCUAUGUCAACGACAUUGUUCUCGGUAUCCUGGAGCUUCUCCGAUUCAUGAAGCGCGUCCUCUACAUCGACAUAGACGUCCAUCACGGCGACGGUGUCGAGGAAGCCUUCUACACCACCGACCGCGUCAUGACCGUCUCGUUUCACAAGUACGGCGAGUACUUCCCAGGCACCGGCGAGCUUCGGGACAUCGGCAUCGGCCAGGGCAAGAAUUAUUCCGUCAACUUCCCCCUGCGCGACGGCAUCACGGACGAUUCCUACAAAUCCAUCUUCGAGCCCGUCAUCGAGAACGUCAUGAAGUACUACCAACCCGAGGCCGUCGUCCUGCAGUGCGGAGGAGACAGUCUGUCAGGCGACCGACUGGGCUGCUUCAACCUCAGCAUGGACGGCCACGCCAACUGUGUCAACUUCGUCAAGAGCUUCGGCUUGCCCACCCUCGUUCUCGGCGGCGGCGGGUACACGAUGAGGAACGUGGCCCGCACCUGGGCCUUUGAGACCGGAGUCCUCGUCGGACAAGACAUGGAGCGAACUCUGCCGUACAACGAAUACUACGAGUACUACGCGCCCGAUUUCGAACUGAAUGUCCGUUCGUCCAACAUGGAAAACUCCAACAGCAGGGAAUAUCUCGAGAAGAUCACGGCAGCGGUCAUCGACAACCUGCGCCAGACGGGACCGGCGCCCUCCGUGCAGAUGCAGGACGUGCCCCGGAAGCCGUUUGGCGGCAUGACGGACGAGGAGGAGGCCGAGCUCGACGACCUCGACGAAGACGAGAACAAGGACGUUCGCAUGACGGAGCAUCGCUGGGACAAGAACGUCGAGAACGGGGCCGAAUUCGAACCCAGCGAUGAUGACGAGAUGGCCGCUGCCAACGGGGCUACCCGUCCGACGGCCAACAAGCGGACAUUUACCGAUUUCCACAAGGAGGCCGACACCGACAUCGACAGCGGCGAGGUGACGCCGAAAAUCCGCAAGAGCGAGGAGUCCACGAAGGAGCAGGAGGACGAUUCGCACGACAUAAACGACGACACCAUCGAGGAUGUCGCCGCUACGGAUGAGGCCGAGAAGGAGGCCGAGAAGGAAACCGAGAAGGAGGUCGAGAAGGAGGUCGAGAAGGAGGCCGAGAAGGAGCCGGCAAAAGCAGAGGAGGCAAAGGAGGCCGAGAACCCAAAGGUCGAUGACGAUGGCGACGUGGGAAUGACCGAUUCGGCCCCUGCCGAGGAAGCGACCAUUAAAGAGGAGGAGAUCGAGCCGGAGCCAACGCCGGAAGCCAAAGCCGAGCCGGCAACAAAGGAGACGACCGAGGAAGAGCCUGCCAAGGUGGAGAAGCCGGCCGAGGUGGAGAGUGCCGAGACGGCAGAAGCAACGAGGCCGGAGGAAUCGGAGCCUCAACAGUCGAUUGAGACGGAAGCGAAAGCGAACGACCCUCCGCCCACCGACGCGAUGGAGAUUGACGAGGAUAAAGAAACGACGGACAAGGACAAGGUGGGCAAAGAGCCCAGCCCAGCCAGCUAA
This is a messenger RNA of Drechmeria coniospora, 1995 nucleotides long. Its product is annotated as histone deacetylase RpdA/Rpd3. Lineage: Eukaryota; Fungi; Ascomycota; Sordariomycetes; Hypocreales; Ophiocordycipitaceae. Bases 1 to 1995 code for a protein of 664 amino acids. The record is from RefSeq and is a predicted model, not a curated record. Gene Ontology annotation, molecular function: histone deacetylase activity. The transcript has 4 exons.